Parasteatoda tepidariorum (common house spider) is the source of this 1533-nucleotide messenger RNA. RefSeq names its product glycerophosphocholine cholinephosphodiesterase ENPP6. Lineage: Eukaryota; Metazoa; Arthropoda; Arachnida; Araneae; Theridiidae. The record is from RefSeq and is a predicted model, not a curated record.
GCAAUCCGGACAGUCAUUCUUUCCUUCUUCUCCCGGAAUCGGGAAAAGCUUGCAUUUGAAAAGCAUGGCUCAGUUGUUUUGCAGAGUUGUACUACUUCUGUUAUGGUCUGCACUUUCCGGAGAGGCUUCGAGUUACGAAUAUUAUAGCAGUUCCAUUAAACAGCAGUCCGGAAAAUCUCGUCAUAAAUUAUUGCUCAUUCUUUUGGAUGGAUUUAGGUGGGAUUAUCCCGACCGAGAUAAAGGACUUCCUGGUUUUAGGAGAUUAGCGGAGAAUGGCGUGCGUGCGCCUUAUGUCACUCCGAUUUUUCCGUCUAAUUCUUAUCCCAACUGGUACACUAUUGUUACAGGACUGUAUGCAGAGAAUCAUGGAUUUGUACAAAAUAUGAUGUAUGAUUCUUACUUUGAUGAUUUUUUCUUAAUGGGACCAAAUGAUACUGCGUCCACUCCUCAUUGGUGGGACAAAGCUGAGCCUUUAUGGAUAACGGCAGAAAAACAAGGAUUGAAAAGUGCUCUUUACUGGUGGGACGGAUGUCAAGUCAAAAUUCGAGGACACAAACCAUCUUUGUGUAAAAAAUAUAAAUAUGUUGGGUUUGCAUGGCCUAAUGUAAAUGAAGAUACAAAAGAAGCCUUGAUGAACGCUUUACAGCUGUUGGAGAGUAAUGAAAUACAGUUAGCUCAAAUCUAUUACGAGUUAGUGGAUUUCACUGGGCAUAAAUUCGGACCAGAUUCUUUUGAGCUCAGACAAGCUGUAAAAACUAUUGACAGCAUACUGGAUGUCUUGCAACAUGAAAUGACGAGAAGGAAAAUAGAUGAUAAGGUUAAUUUAGUAGUGUUGUCUGAUCAUGGUAUGACUUCAACAGAUUCCAGAGAAUUAACAGUCAUCAAUCUCCAACUAUUGAUAAAUAUUUCAGAUAUAAAAUACAUGGUAUAUUAUGGUGCUAAUAGUAUGAUACUACCGUGUGAAGGCAAGAUAAUGAAAGUAUAUAAAGCUCUCAAAGGAAUAGAUGGACUUCGAGUGUAUUUGAAAGAUGAAAUACCAGAGCAUUAUCACAUAAAAAAUAACAGACUUACCCUUCCCAUAUUACUUGUGGCUUCCAAAAACUAUUAUAUAAAAGGAUUAGAUAUCCCUGGCAAAAGUAUUCCAACCGGAUCGUCAAUUUCAUUAGGUUCACAUGGAUAUGAUCCGUAUGAAGUACCUGAUAUGAGAGGCAUAUUUUUCGCAAGAGGACCAGGUCUGAAAAAGAACUACAUUUCUGAACCUUUGCAGAUGGUGUACAUAUAUAACAUUUUAUGUGAGCUUUUGGGAAUCGAGCCUCUUCCAAAUAACGGAACAAAUACCGUGACGAAAGGAAUAACCGCACUCAGAUAUUCCUCGGGAGUGAAGAUUUCUAAACUGUCUCUAACAAUUCUUGCAUCUACUGUACUUCUCUGCAACUCUAUAAGUCACAGUUAUUUUUCAAGAAUUACCUAAUUAUUGGUGUGCAUUUAUAUUUAUAUAAAGGCGUUUUGAAUAAAAGUGCGCUAUUUUAAUAA